Messenger RNA from Chanos chanos (milkfish), 3534 nucleotides. RefSeq names its product pleckstrin homology domain containing, family G (with RhoGef domain) member 5a (gene plekhg5a). Gene Ontology annotation, molecular function: guanyl-nucleotide exchange factor activity. The transcript has 20 exons. NCBI's taxonomy places the organism in Eukaryota, Metazoa, Chordata, Actinopteri, Gonorynchiformes, Chanidae. Gene Ontology annotation, cellular component: axon; endocytic vesicle; plasma membrane. Gene Ontology annotation, biological process: Rho protein signal transduction; endothelial cell migration. The coding region runs from base 1 to 3534 and encodes 1177 amino acids. The record is from RefSeq and is a predicted model, not a curated record.
AUGCAUCGAUACGGAUCGCCACCGAAGAGUUGGCUUGGUCUACGACUGCGCUUGGGUGAGAAGCCCGUCCAGGAGGAGAAUAGUGACAUUGUUUGCCAACAUCCCAACUGUUCAGACCGACACACUGCCACCAAGGUCUGUCACCAUCAACUCUGCCAGGAGCUGAAAGAAGGGAGCCCGGUUCAUGUCUGUGAGUCAUGUGACUCCCACAACCACCCAGGUGUUGGCAACAUGCAUUUUGACAGGCAGCCUCAAUUUGAUCUGCAACCACAAGGUUCCAUCCUGGCCCGGAACAUGUCCACUCGCUCCUGCUCACAUCGUACCGGACCCCCCUCGGACAUGGAGGAGAGCGAAGAGGGGAGCUGUGACCUGGGGGAUCGUAGAAGUGGGGGUAUAAAACUAGUAAAGAGCAAAGUGAGACGACGAAACACAGAAGACCCCAGAAAGGAGUGCUUCACCCUGAAGUUCGACCUAAAUGUGGAUAUUGGCACGGAGACGGUCCCUGCUGUGAAGAAAAAGACUUUAAGAGAGGUGCUUGGGACCGUGUUUGAGCGUAAAGGGAUUGAGUUGUCCUCUGUUGAUUUAUUUCUGGAUCAGUCAAACACUCCACUCUCCUUGGGCUUUGAGGCGUACCGCUUUGGUGGCCACUACCUCAGAGUACGAGCACGAGCGGGAGAAGAGCUGAAGGUGGAGCGAGGGGUGAAAGACCCUCGUUCUCUCAGUCUGCCCAUCAUGAGAACCUCCAGCGUACGCUUUGCCUCCAGUGGCAGAGUAGAGCAUGGCUCACUGGGAAGACGGGAAGCAGCAGAUCUGCUAGUCAGUCUGUCAUAUAGGCCUAAGACCACAGGACUAGUUGCUACCCGUGUACAGUGCUUUGAGGCUAACACUACCUCGCCUGUCAGCCCUGUGUUCCGUGGAACACCUUCUUCUCCCAUCAGCCCUACUGACAAUCAAUGGGAAGCCAAGCCAGGAACCAAGGCUCAAGCUCGGCGGCGAAAGAACAUGACAGAGUUCCUGGGAGAUUCGAGCAUUCCCACCUCAGACUCUCAGUCUCAGCAGAGUGGUUCGGUUCCAAACUCAAUAUCAGGGACGGAUUGCCGGAAGAACCGCGCCGCAAGCCGCUUCAGCGUUCUGUUUAGUUCCAACUCAGGGAAUGGCUCUCUGGGCAAGGAAUGUGAUCGUGUAGAGCAGCUGAAGAAUAAACUACACUCCUAUACCUUGUUUGGAUUACCCAAAGUACCACAACAGCUCUCCUUUCACAGAGACUCCUGGGAAGAGGAGCCGAAUCUGGAGCUGGAAGAGAGCUGGCAGGAGCUUCUGGAGAACCCUGUGACGUUGACCCGACGUCAGUGCCACCAGCAGGAGGCGAUAUGGGAGCUGCUACAGACAGAGGCAGCCUACAUUAAGAAGCUACAUGUCAUAACUGAUCUGUUUCUUGGUGGGCUGCUGAACCUGCAGGAUAGCGGGUGGUUGAGUGAGGUGGAGUCAUCACGCUUGUUCAGUAACAUCCAGGACAUUGUGCUGCUACACACCUCCUUUUGGUCUGAGGUCAUGCUGCCCACAUUGGAGAAAGCCAGGCAGAACAAGGCCUUACUCAACCCCAUGGACCUACACCAGGGUUUCAGCAAUUUUGGUUUUAGGUUCAAGCCCUACAUCCAUUACUACAUGGAGGAGGAGGCCUGUAUGGAGUAUAUGCGCACUUUGCUUAAAGAGAAUGAGCUCUUCAGAACCUAUGUGACUUGGGCAGAGGGACAUAAGCAGUGCAACCGGCUCAAGCUGACAGACAUGCUGGUAAAGCCCCAUCACCGCCUCACCAAGUAUCCACUGCUGCUCAAAAGUGUCCUGAAAAAGACAGACGACCAACCAGCACGGGAGGCCCUCAACAGCAUGGUGGCUGAAGUGGAGAGCUUCAUAAACAGUGUGGACACUCAGAUGCAGCAGAAGGAGGAGAGAGAGAAACUGGCCGCAGUUGCUGCACGUAUUGAAGCCUAUGAAGCGGUGGAGGGGGCCAGUGAAGAGGUGGAGAAGAUCCUCAGGGAGUAUAAUCAGUUUGACCUGACUGCCCCAGUGAUGGGCGCCUCACCUGAAAAGAUACGACAACUACACCUGGAAGGGUCACUACGCAUGAAAGAGGGCAAGGAAAGCAGAAUGGAUGUGUACUGUUUCUUAUUCACUGAUGUACUGCUGAUCACUAAGCCAGUGAAGCGAGUGGAGAGGGUUAAAGUGAUCCGACAGCCUCUCAUCAUCCAUAACGUGGUGUGCAGGGAGCUGAAGGACCCAGGAACUUUUCUUCUCAUCUACCUCAAUGAGUUCCGCAUCGCCGUGGCCUCCUACUGCUUCCAGGCCAACAGCGCUACUCAGGGCCGCAGCUGGGUAGAGGCUAUCUGCAAUGCUCAGAAUCAAGUUCAAAGGCUUCGCUCAGAAUCCAGCCGAGAGGACAGAGAGGAGACAGAGGAGGAGGGAGAUGAGACAGAGAGCAGCAUGUCCACAUCCAGUUCCCCCUCUGUGCUGCACAAAGAUUCACUGGGCAAGAGCCGUUCUCUCUCGUUCAGCCAUUCUGACGGCUCGACCGAGACCCUGUCAGUGGUCACCAUGGACGAUACAACUGAUGUCGCAUCAUCGUCGCCCCUGGAGACAGAAUGUUCGGGAUCCUUGAGGAGCUCUGUGCAUUCUGAAUCAUCCAGCUCACGAGAUUCCCUCUCCAUGACAGACAGGAGGGCCCUAGAGGGCCUGGGUGAUCUCACUGCCAUGGAGACAGAUCCUGAAAGUCGAUCUCUGUCUAAUGACAGUGCUUAUGGCACUCUCUCCCCUGAAUCACUGAUCACAGAGCUGGAGCUGAAAGCAGGAACAGGGCAGAGUGAGGAAGAGGAUACCGACAUAGGAGAAGAAGAAGAUUCAUUUGAAGAUGAAGAGGACGGAGAGGAGGAGUCAACGGCCUGGAAUGGCUCCCAAGUCACCGUGAAUGAGUCAGACAUCUUGGAUGAGGGCUUGAUUUUUGUACAGGGAAAGACGGGCGAACCCAUGGACAGCCCUAACGCGUCAGGCAGCCAUUCGCUGAAGCUACGCCGCCGCUCCCCCGUCCAGCCACGCCCACAUCACGUACAACAUUUUGCACUCAGGUCACGCUCCGAGGACGACCUCCUCCAGCGUUUUACGUUCCCUCAGCACUCCAAAGACAUCAGGAAUCAUCAUGGUGUUAGCCGCAGUUUAGCGCAUCUCUCCAAACGUGCCUCACAAAGUGCAGAGUUCUUAUCGACGGUAGAGCAGGAACAUCCUGUCCAAGAUCCACAGGACUCAGAGACUUUAUGCAGAGAGGCAACAGACACGCUGACGGUUAGGCAGAGGAUCCAGAGCUGCCCCAAUAGUCGGCAGGACAGAAACAGCCUGGAUGAGGAGAUAGAUCCUCCUGGCGUGUGGGAGGAUAAAUGUGACUUUGCGCCAACCAAGCAGACGCAACAUAAGAAGCUGACCCUGGCCCAGCUGAACAGAAUGCGCACCACUAUGGUCCUGAACUCCACACUCACUGCCUCGUAA